Messenger RNA from Dendroctonus ponderosae (mountain pine beetle), 2218 nucleotides. RefSeq lists its product as uncharacterized. Gene Ontology annotation, molecular function: monocarboxylic acid transmembrane transporter activity. The transcript has 13 exons. The record is from RefSeq and is a predicted model, not a curated record. Gene Ontology annotation, biological process: monocarboxylic acid transport. The coding region runs from base 147 to 2072 and encodes 641 amino acids. Lineage: Eukaryota; Metazoa; Arthropoda; Insecta; Coleoptera; Curculionidae.
CUUGCGUAUCAUCAGGUGAAACGAGACAAGCGUGGAAUGAAUUUCAAUUCGAUUUAAUAUUGUUCUAAUAAGCCAAUGGCUAUGGAAACAUCAGCAACGAAAGUGACCAACACUAAUUGAAGUGCGAAAAUAAUAUUAACGCGUAUAUGGAGUUCGACCGCAAACGUUGGCGUUCGUGCAAUAUGAGCGGCAGGAUCGGAACGCGAAAUCGUUCUGAAGGAGACUUGGUCAUCGACAAUGUGCUUAGCACCCAAUCGGAAUUGGGACCCACUAUUCCAGAUGGCGGGUAUGGAUGGAUUGUUUUUCUCGUCACCUUGUUCUUUCAGCUACUGAUCCCCAGCUUGUUGGCAAGCUUCGGCAUUUUACUCCCCUUUGUUAGUAUGAAGUCAGCGGAAGCGAAUGGUGGCACAUUGAAGUUGUGGGACAACUCCAUUUUGCACACGCCUCUAUUCUUUAUUGCGUCUUGGACUGUAUGGGAGCCGGCUAGUCGUCAAUUUAUCACUCACAGUAAAUGGCCCAAGUUAUUUGCAACCGCUGGCACCUGCUUCAUAUGUGCUGGACUUCUUUUUUUAUGGAUGGGCAUCACUGGGAACAACCAAUCGUGGCUCUUUAUUCUAAGCGGCAUCCUAUCGGGUUUGGGUGCUUCGAUUCAAAUGGCCCAAUGUCAAAUUAUUAUCGCACAAUAUUUUCGGCUAAAAUUGCCGAUCUUAAAUCAUUUAAGCCACGCUACAUCCGCGCUUGGAUUCAUUCUAGCGCCCAUCGUUCUAGGGCAUCAUUUACUAAUAAAUAGUGAAACGCAAGUGAUAUUGUGGUAUCAGGCCGUCAUUUUACAAGGAAUAGUACUAAAUUUGUUCCUUCGCAAGCCGAUGUACUUGAAGUCAAAAAUCGUCAACAGUUAUGACUAUGUAACGACACACCCCGAUGAUGAGGAGGAUAUAUUUUCGAAGAACUCGCGCGAAUUGCAAAUCUCUGUACAGAGUCAACACGGAGCUCAAAUUCGUACUGAGGAGUUGUCCGGCACACAAUCAAACGACGAACAUCAUGGGCACAACGAAGAAGGCAAAAACGAGCAGAGGGCAAACAUUGAAAACCAAGCCACCAAGAACUGGGAAACGUUUGAUGACGAUGGCGAAGAAACCACGAAAUAUCAGCGAGUUGAAAAUUGGGAUGAAACCACUGAGCCAGCAGGUGUUGCUGACGAAACGAUUGCAGACAAACAGUAUAAGCAGUGGCAGACUUUCGAGGAUGAACCUGGAUCACGCAACAACAAAAAUCUGCAAUUAGAAAUGUCGUUUGGAACCACACGAGAACCAUCAGAGAGCAGGCCAGCAAUGGACUCCACCACAAUCACACGUACGCCGAUGCCUCUAUACUCGGACAGCCUGCCCAAUAACAGCAACUUCUCGUACGACCUGGCUGAGGAUGGCCCAGAUGCUUCAAAAUUUUCGAUUUUCGUUCCAAUUCCAGUUAAUUCUGGAACAAACCACUCAUUUAUAGUAGAUAUUCGGAGCGCACUUGAACUUCUGCGUGAGCCCACCUUUUACAAAUCCUUUCUCACUGUCAUGACUACAAAGUGGUCCUUAUUUGUGUUCUUCUCUUUGUACCCGAGCUUCUUAUUUCAGGAAGUGAAAGAGAUCCGACUAUCACAUCUGGCAAAUUUAGUCGGUACCAUAUCUUUGGCUACGUUUUUAUUUUCCGCAGUGGCAUACUGGAUCAAUAUUGAAAAAAAGUGGCGCCCCAAAACCAUUUGGAUCCUCAGUUGGAUCGGCGCUAUCGGAUACUUUAUGGUUUCAGACUAUGUGAGUGAAGGUCUGCUCAUUUUCGGGGCUGUUCAAAUUGUCCUAAGCAUUGCCGCUCUGGAGCACGUCGCCACGCCGUUACUCUGCAUGACCGUGAAAGGAGAAGCGACUAAAGAGUUUACGCUAAUCUGCCUAUUAACAGGAAUAACGCUUCUGUUCUUCGUUCUUGUUGAUUCAAGUUUGAAGCAAAUUUUCCGUAUGAUGGCACUCCUAAACUUCCUGACGGGCUGCAUGUGGUUAGCCAAUUACAUUUACAAGCGUCUGUUCAAGUGAUUUUCCGUCGAGUCUUUUUAAGACACCAACCACUUUUCACUCGGCCUUUGUACUGGAUUCUCCCCGAAUCCAGUACAUGUAAGUACAUAUGUAUAAGAUCAGUAGCUAGAAAUGUUUAGAAAUAAAUCCGAUGCUUUAAGAGUAAA